Misgurnus anguillicaudatus (oriental weatherfish) is the source of this 1649-nucleotide messenger RNA. RefSeq names its product cyclin Q (gene ccnq). Lineage: Eukaryota; Metazoa; Chordata; Actinopteri; Cypriniformes; Cobitidae. Gene Ontology annotation, molecular function: cyclin-dependent protein serine/threonine kinase regulator activity. Gene Ontology annotation, biological process: regulation of transcription by RNA polymerase II. The record is from RefSeq and is a predicted model, not a curated record.
CAUUCAAGCACUGCGUCAUACCACCAUGCAGGUUACCGAGGAAGAAUCAUCUGAAUUCUGAACGUCUGCAACUACAAACGAUUUGAUUAGGCAAACUUAGUCUUAUAAAUAAAUACAAACAAUAUAAAUUGAUUGGUACACUUUGUAAUUGUUACAGCAUUAAAGACAACAGUGCUUUAUAAGUUUAAGCGUUUAGUCUUACAGCGUUUUUAUGGUAGGGUUGACAUGCAAGCGUCAACAUCUGGAGCUAACAAUGAGACAAGAGACCGCAGGGUUACUGAAAAUGAGUCAAAAAUACACUUUAAAGUCUGCCGCUUUAUUAUGGAAACAGGGGUAAAGUUGGGCAUGAGGUCUGUGCCCAUGGCUACAGCAUGCGUGCUGUAUCACAAGUUCUUCAAGUCUGCAAGCCUGCAAGUCUAUGAGCCAUACCUGGUGGCCAUGUCUGCAAUCUACCUCGCAGGCAAAGUAGAGGAGCAACAUCUCAGAACAAGAGACAUCAUCAAUGUCUGUCACAGGCAUUUUCAUCCGGAAAGUGAUCCACUGGAACUGGAUGGGAAGUUUUGGGAGUUGAGGGACAGUAUAGUACAGUGUGAGCUGCUCAUCCUACGACAGCUUAACUUUCAAGUGACCUUCGAGCAUCCACACAAGUACCUGCUGCACUUUCUGCUCUCUGUAAAGAGUCUGUUGAAUCGCCACGCUUGGUCCCGAACCCCAAUUGCUGAAACGGCCUUGGCUAUGUUAAAAGACAGUUAUCACGGUUCUGUGUGCUUCCGACAUAAGCCUCAACACCUCGCCAUCACCUGCCUCUAUCUUGCUCUCCAGACGUAUGGAGUGCAGCUUCCCAGGGGCGAGCUAGAAUGGUGGCAGGUGUUUUGUGCAGACAUCACCAAGGAUGCAAUUGAGACCAUCAUGAAUGAAUUACUUCAGCUCUAUGACAUGGAGGCCAAGUGUACUUGAGAGCAAAUAAAUAAACAGGUAUUAAAACUCUGGCGUGGCAGCCGACACUUCCCACUGUCCAUAUUCCACAGAGACUGUAACCGCCUGAGGUCUAUGACGAUGGUUUAACACAAGCUGGAUCUGCCAUCUCCUGAUGUUGUGAUAUAACCCAAUGAGCUCUAAUUACAUCACAGAGCGUGAAGGUGUAGAAAAGCUUUCCAGGAAUGACUGUGAAGAAUGAUGAGGAGAAUUAAGAUAAGAAUAAGGUUUGGAUGUGGGAGCGUGGCAGUGUGAAAAAACAACAGAAUUUAGCCACACCACAUCAAUCAUUUCCCAGCUACCGACCUACUUUCUUCCUACAUUGUGCUAUUUUCCCCCUAAAGAGAGGAAGUGAAAUAACAUUAGCUGGAUGAAGGUAGAAUGAAACAAAAGAAGUGCCAAUCUGUCCUUUGAGCUGACAUGCAACCGGAUAUGUGCCAUUGCUUUGAUCUUUUAUAGUUUAAUUACUUUUCAUACAGAUAUCAAUAGGAUUGUCUAAAAGGCAGUAUUAAUGUAUGGCAUGAUGCAAAGUAUCACAAUUGUAGUAGACAUCAUCAUCAUCAUCGUCUUGUCUCGGGACUGUAAACUCACCGUUGCCUCAUGUAGACAUGAACAGAUAAAAGGACUCUGUAUUCAAAAUGGUAAUUUUUAAUAAAUAAUGUUUUUUUACUAAA